Messenger RNA from Penicillium pulvis, 2295 nucleotides. Its product is annotated as RIX1/PELP1 family protein. Gene Ontology annotation, cellular component: nucleus. The record is from RefSeq and is a predicted model, not a curated record. NCBI's taxonomy places the organism in Eukaryota, Fungi, Ascomycota, Eurotiomycetes, Eurotiales, Aspergillaceae. The coding region runs from base 1 to 2295 and encodes 764 amino acids. The transcript is spliced from 2 exons. Gene Ontology annotation, biological process: rRNA processing.
AUGACUACAACUACUUUACGUGCGGUCACGCAUCGCUUGGCCACGACACCUGUCGAGCAAUUGCCCUCAAUAGCUGCAUUCCUUGCGACUUCGUUGACUGAUUGCGCCGAGCUCCUCUCUGCGCCCCAGGCUCAGAAAUCAGGCAAAACCGAGUCCGAUCAUUCCGUCCAGAUUCAUAAGCUGAAGACUCGCCUGGCUACUUUGCUGCAGGACCGCACCAUUGAGGGACGAUGGACCGCCGUGGUGCUCGUGAAAGCUACCGUGGAGGCGGGACAAUGGGAGAUCUUGCGAGGCUAUGAGCCAAUUGUUCGUGGCUUGAUUAGCAUUCUGGCGAAACCGGAUCCUAUUUCCACAAGAAAGAUGGCCAUGAUCGCCUUGACGCGCAUCUUCCACCUCACCUACCAAUACCCAACUCUGGUCCGAGAGAUCACGACACCCCACCUGCCUGCAUUCAUUACCGCUGCCCUCAAUUUGGUCUCGGUCCUUACGAAGCUACCCUCGGGAUCGACUCGCAAAGUGAAGCCCAACACACCGUUCAUGGAGACUGUUCUUCAAGUCUGCUUGGAACUGGUCCCUCGGCACCCUACCAUUUUCCGUCCAUUCGGUACUCAACUUCGAUCAUUGCUGACGGAAAUUCUGGGGUCCUCAUCCUUGUAUUUCCCUGACCCGGUGAUGGACGUCGCAGAGCAGCUCUUUGCCUCUCUACACAAGUGUGCGCCAAAGGACAAGGCUGGAUCCGGUUGGACCGAAGAUUGCAGAGCGACAGUUCUGUCUAUCCACCGAGCCGCGGAUUAUGUUUUCCGCGCUGUGGUAGAGCAAUGGGAGUCGGUUGAUGGAGGCUUGGUUUCCGCACGACAGAACUUCACCCAACACCUUGCUGAUGAAAGCUCCGAUUCCCUGGGACUUGCCAGCUGGGAGGGCAUGCAUGCUGGAUCUGAUAGGUUGGUUACACUGUUGCGAUUGCUGUCCAACUUCGUCUCUAUGCCAUCUACCGCCACUGUUGCCCUCCCUCUAGGCUCGAUUCUCGAUGUGACAUCGCGUCUCACAUCUGUUACCGCUCCUUCGGAUGAGGGAACCCGAUCUGGUGUGCAAACUAACCCCCAAAUUGGCCGCGACGAGCGGGAAUUGCUGUGGGCUGAAUUGCCUCGAAUUCACAUUGCUUGUAUGGACUUGCUUGCCCAUGUCACCAGUGUCCUAGAGACCAGCGCCACACCUAUCACCCAGAACAUCCUGGAACAAAUCACCUGGGUUUUCCGUAACGAGAACACCAGCCGGAAUGUGCGCUUGGCCUCAUAUGAUCUGCUGAGCACGGUAGUAUCGCUCAAUGGCCCCGCUAUGUCGAAGCAGAGCGUGACUUCUAUCACCGGCGUUCUGCGCGCCUGCUGCAAUGAUCUCCUGCCUUCGUCUGAUGAGUCUGGUUCUCAAGGCAAGCAACAAUCCGAUGCUAAGCCUAAGACAAAGAACGGUCAAGCCACCGCUAAUGCAGACUCCUUCUUGAACCCUGACCUUCAGAAGAAUCGCAAAUUCCAGACGUCUCAAUUCGCGGAGCUAGAACGGGCUGCAUCGGGUCUCCUGCAGACUGUUUUGACAUGUGUUCCCCCACAGCUUCUUGUUGGAUCUCUCCGUGCUGAAAUCGACCGCACGAUCAUUCUGGUCUCCGAUAAGAAUGCUAUGCUUGCAAGUGUUUUGAACCCCAUCCCGGCCAUCAAGGGUCGUGCUGCGGGUGCCAGUAUCAUGCCUUUCCUGGCUCGGGGUUAUGCCGAUAGCAUCGAAGUCGAGGCUCUGAUCCGCCCUAGAAUGCCAGUUCUGAUGACUGCCCCGGAGCUGGACGCUUAUGCCGAGGCAGAGGACGAGCAAGAGGCAGAUGAGAUGGCCGACGACGAAGUGUAUAACGCUGCUCCCGAAGCUGCCGACUUCUUGAAGGCCCCGGCUCCUGCGCCUGUUGAAACGACGACCACAUCCCAGGUUCCGAUGCACAAACGAACCUAUGUUGAGGAGUCUAAUAUCCAGGCGCCGAAUUUCCCCGCGCCUACAGAGAAGAAGGCCCGUCUUGAAGAGAGUGCUAAUCAACAAUUCCCUGUCGUCACUCGGACUUCGACUUCUGCGUCUCAGCUAGCUGAAGCCGACGCACCUGAGCGGAUGCAACCCCAAGUCGUCACAUCUCAGGCUCCGGCUGCUUCAGCUGCACCGGCCGCCCCGGAGCCGGAGGAAGAAAGUGAUGAUGAAAUGCCCACUUUGAACAUGGAUUCUGACACUGAUGAUGAAGACGAUGAGGAUGUCAACAUGGAGGGAUAA